Molecule: messenger RNA, 3202 nt
Organism: Phragmites australis (common reed)
Lineage: Eukaryota; Viridiplantae; Streptophyta; Magnoliopsida; Poales; Poaceae
Product: auxin response factor 24-like
Exons: 15
Coding region: 280-2805 (841 amino acids)
Biological process (GO): regulation of DNA-templated transcription; response to hormone
Cellular component (GO): nucleus
Molecular function (GO): protein binding; DNA binding
Source: RefSeq, a predicted model, not a curated record
CUGACACACACAGACACACUCUCUCUCUCUCUCACACAACGCACGACUCACGUAGACACACAACCGGAGAGGGGAGAGAGAAGGGGAGGAGAAGAGACACAGAAACUGACGUCGCCUUCGCCCCCGCGGUCUCUGGCUACUUAAAUCCUCUCGCCUUCCCCAAAUCGCCCAGCGCAAGCACGGCCCGCAGGCGUGGGCAGCGGAAUUCGCGAGGAAUCGGGGCCGGCGGGGAGGUUGGUUGGGGCUUGCGGCGGGGCGGAGGUGCGCAUGUGAGAUCCGAUGGCGGCAGUGUCAGCGGUGGCCGGCGGUGAUGGAGGGGGAGGCGCGGAGGGAGGCGGAGGCGGAGGAGGGAAGGACGCGCUGUUCGUCGAGCUGUGGAAGGCGUGCGCGGGGCCGCUCUCGUGCGUGCCGCCGCUCGGGGAGAAGGUCUACUACUUCCCGCAGGGCCACAUCGAGCAGGUGGAGGCGUCCACGAACCAGGUCGCUGAGCAGCAGGGGGCGCCGCUCUACAACCUGCCAUGGAAGAUCCCCUGCAAGCUCAUGAACAUCGAACUGAAGGCUGAGCAAGAUACUGAUGAGGUGUAUGCCCAGCUCACCCUGCUCCCUGAUAAGAAGCGAGAUGAGAAUACCUCUACAAUGGCCGAGAAUGAGGAGGAGGAAGUGGUGCCUAAUGCGCCACCAGCUAUGAAUGAGCGGCUUCGCAUCCAUUCCUUCUGCAAGACGCUAACUGCCUCAGACACAAGCACACAUGGUGGAUUCUCAGUGUUGCGCCGGCACGCAGAUGAGUGCCUCCCGUCACUGGACAUGAGUCAGCAUCCCCCAAAUCAAGAGCUGGUAGCCAAGGACCUGCAUGGGGUCGAGUGGCGCUUCCGUCACAUAUUUCGAGGUCAGCCACGAAGACACCUUCUUCAGAGUGGUUGGAGUGUUUUCGUUAGUACCAAGCGUCUUGUUGCUGGGGAUGCCUUCAUAUUUCUCAGAGAUGAGAAUGGGGAGCUACGUGUUGGAGUUCGGCGUGCAUUGAGACACCAAACUAGUAUUCCAUCUUCAGUCAUAUCAAGCCACAGUAUGCAUCUCGGUGUUCUUGCAACAGCAUGGCAUGCGGUGAAUACUGGGAGUAUGUUCACUAUCUACUACAAGCCAAGGACUAGUCCAGCUGAAUUUGUGGUCUCACGGGAUCGGUACUAUGAAUCACUGAAACAGAAUUAUUCAAUAGGGAUGAGAUUUAAGAUGAGAUUUGAAGGCGAAGAGGCGGCAGAGCAAAGAUUCACUGGCACAAUAGUUGGAAUAGGUGCUUCUGAUCCAUCUGGCUGGGCUGACUCAAAAUGGCGUUCCCUUAAGGUGAGAUGGGAUGAAGCUUCUUCUUUUCCUCGUCCUGAAAGAGUUUCUCCUUGGCAAAUAGAACCUGCUGUUAGCCCUUCUCCUGUGAACCCACUUCCAGCACUCAGAAUCAAGAGGUCUCGCCCAAAUGUUAAUACUUCAUCAUCUGACUUGUCAGCUGUAAACAGAGAAGUUGCUUCUAAAAUCAUGGCAGACUCUCAGCAAAAUAGUCUCCCAAUGGCCUUGCACGGUCAGGGAAGUAAACCUUUAACAAGUCGAUUUGGCGAGAGCAGUGAUUUAAAGAUUGCUCAGGAUCUCACCAUGUGGUCUUCAGGAAUUGAUCAAGAGAGAAACAAUAUUGCUACCCAGACAAAGCUAAGUUUGGAGGGUUGGAUGCAGAUGAGAAGACCUGAAGGUUACAAUCAGAUGUUACCAGGAUUUCAACCACUGAAAGAUGCACAGAAUCCGCUUUGUUCUUUUCCUAGUCAAAUAUCUGGAAACCGUUCAAAUACCUGGGACACAAUGGAUGUUCGUUUUCCAGUCCAACAAGCCAACCACAAUAUGUUACUACCUGGUUUUAUGCCUCGUGACACUGGUUUUUUGAUGAAUCAACAAAAUUAUCUAGCGAUGCCUGAUGCUGCACUUCCUCAAAGGGCUGAAUUUGCAAAAUUUAGUGGGAAUUCAGCUUUCACUUCGCUUCAGGGCCAUGACAUUGAUCAGCGCUCCUUAGGCUUAUUUGGCAAUAUUGAGUCAAGUUCCCACAUAGAUCAUGCAUCAUCGAAUUUGAUGAAGCCCCGACCUUUGGUUAUUGAUAAUGAUGUUCAGAAAACCAAAGGCACUUCAUUCAGGCUAUUUGGGAUUCCUCUUGACAGCCCAGCAAAAUCUGAACCUCUGGUAUCCCCACCAAGUGUUGCAUAUGAUGGGAAGCUUAAAACUUCUCCAUCAGAAAAAGGGAAUCAACUGGAUGUAAUUGAAGUGGAUAAUUGUUCUGUUCCGUCCAAUGCUGUGAAGCAACCUGAUGGUCUUCAGUCGGAUUCUGUUACAGAGAAUAAUCAGCCCUGUCCAGAAGCUACCCAAAAUAUUCAGAACAAAGUGCAAAAUGGUUCCACCCGAAGCUGCAAGAAGGUCCAUAAGCAAGGUAAUGCACUGGGCAGGUCGGUUGAUCUGACGAAGUUCACUUGCUACAGUGAGUUGAUUACUGAAUUGGAUCGGAUGUUUGACUUUGAUGGUGAGCUGAGCAGUCCCCGCAAGGAUUGGUUGGUCGUCUACACUGACAAUGAAGGUGACAUGAUGCUGGUUGGUGAUGAUCCCUGGAAUGAAUUCUGCAACAUGGUCCACAAGAUCUUCAUCUACACAAGGGAAGAAGUUGAAAGUAUGAAUCCAGGUGCCCUGAACUCAAGGUCCGAAGAUAGUCUGUCUACUUCGCUGGGAAGAGGACUGGCUUCCAAAGAGCCCCAAUGUGGCCCGUCUACUUCCGAGAAUCGCUAACUUCUCCAGUUAGCGAGGUCUUUUGCAGUGGCGAGGGAGACAAGAUGCCCGCGUACCUGUAGCAGGAGAGACAGAGUGUGAGAGAGAAGAGACUCGUAGUGGUGUAGUAGGUGCUUUGCAUUGCAUGUAUGUCGGGGAAGCCCCGCAGUACCCUGCUUGUAGAUGGUGCUUGUCCCGGUGUCAGUCGCGUGUUCUGAGUUGGCUAGUAUAAGUUUUGGGUGUGCUUUGUUGAGGUAAGUUGUUGUAGCAUCUGAAAGCGAGCCAAACUGCCGGUGUGCUUGCUUGGUCCUCCUUUCCCUAAGCCUUGUAAAUAGGUUUGCUUUCUAGCGCAGUAUAUUCUCAACAGCCGUAAUCGGCAUGGUACUUGAAGAAGGUAAGUUGGGUACUAAUUGCUGUU